Messenger RNA from Nematocida minor, 690 nucleotides. RefSeq lists its product as uncharacterized. Lineage: Eukaryota; Fungi; Microsporidia. The coding region runs from base 1 to 690 and encodes 229 amino acids. The record is from RefSeq and is a predicted model, not a curated record. The transcript has a single exon.
AUGAUUUUGUUCAAGAACAUUCUAUUUUUGGCCGUUAUUUUCUGCAGUUUCUCGCAGAUUGAUGCAGUCGGAGAGCACAGAGAAAAUCCAUUUUUUAGCGAACACAUUUCAGGAUACCUUUUCAACGUGGGACAAAAAUCGUACAUUUCAUUUUACAAGCACAGAAGAAGAACAUAUCCAUACGCCGAUCCUGACAGGACUGUGGCAGCAAAGCUCCAGCUCAGAAUCAUCACAGAUAGAGCUCUGACACACGCAAUUUUCAUUUCAGACAGUUACAAGGAUCUCAAGGCGUGCAGACACAAACACUCGCAUUUUGACUCGGGAUCAGCAAAACAGUAUGAAAGAUGCCGCGCACUCCAGGUGAGAGAAAAGAAAAAUGUUCUUACGAUGGACAGGUACAAUAAGCACCCAACGUUCAGCUUCCUGAUCUCAGCCCCUGUGCUUCCUAAGUACCAUGCAUUCCGCAUAAUACAUGACAACAAGUGUCUAACUGUGAAGGGAAAUGGACAACUAGACAUGGAGGAGUGCAACUACCAUGACAUGUUUAAGAGAACAUACCAGUUCUUCGUAUGGGUAGAGGAGAGUCUGUUCAAUAAGAACUACAACCCGAUGGUGACAAUUGAUCAGAGCGAAAACCCCUCAAACCCAUACUACAUACGAGGCAUAAAACAGACUAUAUGGAAAAAGUAA